AAGGUCAUGUUUUCUUUUUUCUGAAAUUAUUUCUUAUUUAAAUGCCCAAAUUCUGGUAUUUCAGUUUGUUGUGGGUUUUUUUUGUGGCCCACAAUCAAAACAUUGCUGAUAAAUGUGGCGCCUACAUUUCUUUACAGAAGCAGAUUAUGCCAUGGAAAACACUCAGCUGUUUGGUAGAUGAUAUACAAGGCCAUUUUCACAGCAAAGCCCUGUGGGCUUUGAUGAGCAGAAAUUUGGACUUUCUCCUGUUCCUGUAGACUCCGCUAACCAGGAGCUAGAAUGGGCUUCAGAGUUUGUCAUUGGUUCAGUCCUGUGCUAAAAGAGAUAGUCAAGGAACUGCUGUUUGUACACUGAAUUUCUGUCAAGUCCCUGUCUCAUCACUGCACAUCCAGACUUUACUUUUACUUUCCUAUGUGGGUCCCAACAUACCCUCCUCUCAGCUCAGAGUUAAGUAACGAGCAAAACAGAACAGGAGAAAACAAACCAAAAGCUUGCCACAGUGUGCAGAAGUAGGAUUUUGUGCUAGUUGUUACCAGAGGCUGAUAAAGCAAGAGACAAGGUUUAGACCUCCUGGGUAUUGUAAUCCCAGAGGUCCGGGUGCUUUGUUGAGCUGUGGACCUAGCCUUCCUGCUCGGUGAUAGAGAACCACCAAGUGCCCUGUGUUGGAGUAGCUGUAGCACCAGUAAGAGAGUCGAAUGAUUUUGGAUGCCUUUGCCCAACAAUGCAGCCGGGUUCUAAGUCUUUUAAAUUGUGGUGGAAAACUACUGGACAACAAUCACUCUCAAUCCAUGAUUUCUUGUAUAAAGCAGGAAAACCCAAAUUAUAGUGAAAGACAAGAGCAAUGUCAGCUUGGGAAAAUGGUCCAUAGUCAGACAUCAGACAUUUUAGACAUAGAGAUGCAGUAUAUGCAAAAGAAACAACAAACCUCAGCCUUUCUGAGAGUUUUUACCGAUUCUCUUCAGAACUAUUUGCUUUCUGGGAGCUUCCCUUCUCAGAACACCUCAUCAGUAAAUGAUUUUAGCCAUUUGGCAGAUGUGGAUCCACUUUCAACCUCUCCAGUACACACUUUAGGUGGAUGGACGUCUCCAGCAACAUCUGAAUCUCAUGGUCACCCAUCAUCUUCUACACUUCCAGAGGAGGAAGAGGAGGAAGAGGAAGAAGGUUACUGCCCUCGGUGUCAAGAGCUAGAGCAGGAGGUAAUUUCAUUGCAACAAGAAAAUGAGGAACUUCGUAGAAAAUUGGAGAGCAUUCCAGUGCCCUGCCAGACUGUUUUAGACUAUUUGAAGACUGUGCUUCAGCAUCACAACCAGCUGAUGGUACCACAGCCAGCAGACCAUCCGACUGAGGGGAGCAAGCAGUUGCUGAACAACUACCCUGUCUACAUCACUAGUAAACAGUGGGAUGAGGCUGUAAAUUCUUCCAAGAAAGAUGGACGACGGCUCCUUCGCUAUCUCAUCAGAUUUGUUUUCACAACCGAUGAGCUUAAGUACUCAUGCGGCCUUGGAAAAAGGAAAAGGUCAGUGCAGUCAGGAGAGACAGGUCCUGAAAGACGUCCUCUGGAUCCAGUAAAAGUAACAUGUCUCAGAGAGUUCAUUAGGAUGCAUUGUACUUCCAACCCAGACUGGUGGAUGCCAUCCGAAGAGCAAAUAAACAAGGUAUUCAGCGAUGCAGUAGGACAUGCUCGUCAAGGGCGUGCAGUGGGGACUUUCCUUCACAAUGGAAACUCCUAUUAUGACGGGACUGACCAUCCAGGAUCACAGGAUGAAGUCUUCAAUAGAGGUAUGCAAGAUGGAUCUGGUGAUUGAUGGCAGUGAGAAGAACCUCAUACAACAGUAGCAACCACUUAAUUUAGGAGAGACUAUUUGUUAGACAUACUUACCCUGCUGUCAUUUAAGAGUCCAAAGCAUGUUUGAACACAUACUGCAUACAUUUCAGCUUCUCCAUCCUACCAUGUCCCAGUUAACAGAAAUCCAUUUCAAGACCUGCUCAAUGGGACUUCUCAGUGCCUAUUAUUUGCAAAUCCUUCACAGCACUCUCAAAGGGAAAUUGCAGUUCAUUUCAUCUAGUUCUAGAGGAAAGGUCAUUUAAAAACUAUAAAAAUGUCAAAAGAAAUAGCAGCUACUAUCUCAUCUGCCUAUUGAUAACAAUCCCAGGUCUGGACCUAGAACAGCUGGGUACUAUUUGCUUUACCUGGGUAGGAGAUGUAAGAACAAGUCUGCACACAUAUAACAAAAAAAAAAAGAAGCAGUCUCCCGUUUCCUAACAGAAAAUAACAUAAAUGCUACCUUAAAACACCACAUAAGAUGGAAAAUUCAGGGACUUCCUUUAGCCAACUCUGCCAGGAAAUUAAGCUUCCCAGGUAAAACAGCAGUGCUUGUCAACAGCAGAAUCCUUCAAAGACCCAGAAAAAUAACAGGCACUUCUAAUAGAUAAAAAUUGCUUUGUACAUCUGAUAGACACUAUAUUUAUCUAGAUUUCUAGGGGAUUAGAGUUGAUCAUGACAGUUUUAUUAAAACAAGAUUGCUAAAAACAAAUUGUCAUUUCAGAAGAUGGGUUUUGCUUUGUCUCUUCCUAUUCUGCAGCCAUAUUAUAUAGCUUUAGAGGUUUUAAAUUGCCUUUUCUUGGUUUUGCUUUCAUUUGUGUUUUAUAUCCAUUCCUUGAAAUAGAUGAGGCAAGGUGCUAGCCUUAACAGUCAGAUGCUCAAUAUUGUGUUCAGGGAGGGGUUGGGUAAAAAGAGCCUAGUUUAAGCUUCUGUUGUGAGUAAACAUGGGGUCCAGACUAACAGCUGUAAGAAAAGAGCUGUGCUAGAGCAGAAUUCACAGUAGUGAACAAGGCUGGAAGCAGAUACCAAAUUUUU
Athene cunicularia (burrowing owl) is the source of this 2857-nucleotide messenger RNA. RefSeq names its product BEN domain containing 4 (gene BEND4). The transcript has 5 exons. The record is from RefSeq and is a predicted model, not a curated record. NCBI's taxonomy places the organism in Eukaryota, Metazoa, Chordata, Aves, Strigiformes, Strigidae. Bases 696 to 1805 code for a protein of 369 amino acids. Gene Ontology annotation, molecular function: DNA binding.